Molecule: messenger RNA, 675 nt
Organism: Sander lucioperca (pikeperch)
Lineage: Eukaryota; Metazoa; Chordata; Actinopteri; Perciformes; Percidae
Product: ornithine decarboxylase-like
Exons: 4
Coding region: 158-646 (162 amino acids)
Cellular component (GO): cytoplasm
Molecular function (GO): ornithine decarboxylase activity
Source: RefSeq, a predicted model, not a curated record
CAGGACUGACGGAAUAAAAUCAGCUUGUUCUCGUGGAUAGUUGGACGUGUGUGUCAUUACCUACUGUCAAACUUAAGUCCAUAUUUGGUUUCAUAUGACUGCUGCAAUAACCCUUACAGUAUUUUGAGAUUUGCAGGGUUGCGAGUAAUCAAGGAGCAUGGACCGUGGAACAGUAGAUACAAAGGAAUCAGUCAUGCAUGUUUCGUCCCCUGAGAAUUGUGACGUUGACAUUUUAGAAAAUGGAAGGACCAUCAAAGAUGUCAUAGACAGUAAAAUAACAGAGCUUGGUUCUAUGGACAAUGAAGAGCCAUUCUAUGUGGCAAAUCUAGAUAGCGUGUAUAAGAGGCACCUCAGAUGGCUUACUAACUUACCGCGAGUCAAGCCUUUCUAUGCCGUGAAGUGCAACAACACAGCAGCAGUUUUGAGGAUGAUGAGUGCUCUGGACACAGGUUUCGACUGUGCCAGCAAGGGUGAGAUCCAGAUGGCCUUGUCCCUCGGAGCGUCACCUGAUAAAAUCAUUUACGCACAUACGACCAAACCACCGUCACACAUCAAAUACGCCUGUGCUCAUGGAGUAGAUAUGAUGACUUUUGAUAGUGAGGAUGAACUCCUAAAAAUGUCUCGUUGUCACGCUAAAGCCAAGUAAGUGAACAACUGAUGAUACUUUUGCUUCUA